Geodia barretti is the source of this 4968-nucleotide messenger RNA. The record is from the annotation of a GenBank genome assembly. Lineage: Eukaryota; Metazoa; Porifera; Demospongiae; Tetractinellida; Geodiidae.
AAUACGAGACCUGUGACUGUGUGUGUGUGUGUGUACUGGGUAGCUAAAGUUCUUUGCUCCCGUCUAUCGUGAAGUAGUACAAUUUGCUGCGCCUUUGACAAGGAUUUUAUACCGCCGAAGAGGUUUAUAUAGGUCGAGACAUCUCCGCAGGUCGUAAGAGUUUAGCGGUAGUAGAGACGUCGACGAAGUGGUGACCGAGGAUGUCGGAACUGCUGAGCUCCGCGUGGAGCUACCUGAGUGGCAGCGGAGGUGGAGGGGAAGGAGGCUCGGGAGGUGCUCGUUUCGUGGGUCAGGAGGUGGACAUGGGUGGCGGGAAGGUGGUAAAAAUCAACGAGUCAUUGCGGAAGGUGGCUAUGGCUAUGUAUUUGUGGCUCAGGAUACUCAGUCAGGAAAAGAGUAUGCAUUGAAGAGACAAGUGGUAGCCAAGGAUAAUAUAAAAACUUUGAAGCAAGAGAUUGCCUUCUUGAAACAGUUGCGUGGUCAUCCUCACAUCAUCCAGCUGGUAGGGAGCAGCAGGCUCUCCGCCCUCACACACCUCCCAUGGCAACGCUGAGUUUGUCAUCCUGACCGAGCUCUGCUCAGGAGGUAAAAUGGAGGACAUAGUGAACUCAAUUCGACUGAGUCCUCGCCAUGUGCUGCGUGUGUUCUUCCAGACCUGCUCCGCGGUGGCCCACCUUCACUCACAGACUCCUCCCAUUAUUCACAGAGACCUCAAGGUUGAGAACCUGCUACUGACAACUGGAGGCUCCAUCAAACUGUGUGACUUUGGUAGUGCCACAACGGAGCACGUGGCCCCUGACCACUCCUGGACCGCCACCGAGAGAGGUCUCGCCGAUGAUGAGAUCCAGCAAAACACUACUCCGAUGUACAGAUCUCCCGAGAUGAUAGACCUCUACAGCAACCAUCCCAUCUGUGAAAUGGCCGACAUCUGGGCUCUGGGCUGUCUCCUGUACAAACUGUGCUAUCGAGAGCAUCCGUUUGAAGACUCGGCCAAGCUGAGGAUUCUCAGUGCCAACUACAAGCUGCCCUCCGACGACACAACUCACCUCAUGUUCCACAGCAUCAUUCGUGCUUGUCUUCAGGUGAACCCCGCUGAUAGACCAACAGUCGACUCCAUAGUAGCUCAGCUCUAUGCCAUGGCAGACAAAAUGCGGGAGAACCUCGACCAGCCCUCUACUGAACUUCUCACACUCACCAACUCAGCCCCUCAUACUUCAAACGGUAUAUUAUACUCUUUUUUAUCUACUCUAGUGCAUAAAAUGUAGUGCAGCGUACAUGUAGCUUAACUCAGCAGCAGGUAAAGUUUUCUUUCUCCUUUACACUUUAUUCGUGUUUAUAUACUUCUUCUUUCUUACUACAAAACUAAACCUCUUUUACAUCUUCCUUAAUCUGUGUCUCCUUCCUCUCUCUCUUCCUCUUUCCACUUUUGUCUUUACCUCCUCUCUCCUCCCCUCAGCCCCACCAACCAUCACCCAAGAGGUCGACCUGCAGACAGAUGAAGGGAACCCCAGUCAGGUCCACGCUGCACUACACUCCACCGGCCAACAAGCUCAGAAACUCUUUGGUAUCGUGAAGGGUGGUGCGGGUAACCUCUUCAAGAAGCUGAAAGACUCUUCUUCCACUGUCGUUCACCAAGUGGCAAAUGCAACACAAGGAUCUAAAAGACCCUCUCUAGAUAUUGCCUACAUUACCUCCAGGAUUCUGGCCAUGUCGUUUCCUCACGAGGACAGCCACCAUGCCAACAGUCUGUGGGAGGUGAGAGAGUUCCUGGAGACCAGACAUCCGUCACAGUACCUGGUGUUCAACCUGUCUGGACACGCCUACGACACGGCACAACUCAACAACCAGGUGGCAGACUUUGCGUGGCCUCACAAGCAGAUGCCAGACCUGGAGAAGCUGGUGAACCUCUGCAGAAACCUGGACUCUUGGCUGAGAGCUGACAAACAGAACGUCAUCGUUCUCCACUGCACCGACGGUCGUCUGGUCUCGGCUCUGGUAGUCACUGCCUACCUACUGUUCCUGAACGCCUUCACCAGCCCUCUCGUCCCGCUCAAACUGUUCACCUUCAAGAGAAGUCUCGACAUUCAAAUCAUCUCUCCCUCCCCUUCUCAACUCAGAUACCUGGGCUACAUCAUGGACCUGGUGGGAACCAAAGCCUACAAACCCCACUCAACCAGUGUCACCAUCACUGCCCUACAAAUGAGCUCUGUCCCUCUCUUCAAUGCCAUCAAGACAGGGUGCAAGCCGUUUGUGGAGGUAUUUCAGAACGGGGAGAGAGUGUUCACGUCCGCGUCCCACGACACCAUGGACCAGAUCCAGAGUUUCAGUUCCGAUUCGGGCGGAGUCCUGGUGCCACUGGGUACAAAGGUCAGAGGGAACGUGCAGGUUAUUAUUCAUCACAUCAGGGCCAUCCCCAUUGGCCGGAAGGCAAACCUGGGGAUGACGGCAGUGAGAAUGUUCCAAUUCCAGUUCCACACUGGGUUCGUCCCUCCCUCCAGCAACACACUCAACUUAGAGAGGCAUGAGCUGGACGGGAUAGUGUCCAAGAAGGAGGACAGGUUUCCGUCCCCGUUCCAGGUCCUGCUGGGACUGGAAUGGGACCAGAGUGGGGAGCCGUGCAGCCCGGGUAUCUCGUGGCAGAAUCUUCCUCACCCUACCUCCUCCCCUCUCCCUGCCUUCUCCUCUCUCCUCGAACAGGAGGAGAUAAUGAAACAGUUCUAUGCGCUGAAACCUCAGGGCUCAGAAGAAAUCCACCGUUUUCAUUUGUCUGCAGGUGACAUGAGCGUUGGAUCUCAGCUACCAAACGUGGCAUUCUACCCGCACCACCACCACCAACGGCAACAAGGGGGCUACCCUGAGAACCAGGGAACUGGGGGAAACGGAGGGAGACCUCCUCAAGAGCAGACACCAGAACCAGCUGCAACCACUACUACUGCCCCACAGCCUCCCCAGUCGGCCAAGGACUUCUUCUCUCGGCUGGACUGGCAAGGCGGGGAGUCGGGCUACACGGCAUUCGCAGGGGAAUCAGAGAGUGACAGCGACGAGAGCAGUAGUAGCUCAGAGGAGGAGGGGAACCAGGAGAUGUUUGGCCAGUCCCCCUUUGGCACGACUCACACCAACCACACCCCCAUGCCCCAGUUGAAUGGCAGCAGUACCAGUGGUGGAGGACUACCCCACACCACUGGCCCCACCCUCAUCAAGUUCGGUUCCGAAUCAGACUCCGACGGUGAUGACGAUAACGAACCGGGGCAACCCCAAUUCAGACCCCCUCCCCAAACCGCAAUCCCUGCCCCGCACCAGAAAUCUACAUUUGGCGACUUUGACCCCUGGGGUCCGACGGCGACGGCUCGCUCCAUGAACCUUCUUGACCUGGAGGAUAACCUGUCUCCUCCGUCAGACUCGGAGCAGUCAGAGGUGCGGACCGUGGGGACCGAGGCUUUCAAAAAGAAGUCGAGUUCACUCCGUUCCUCCCCCUCGCCGGCUCCCGGCACGUUCUCUAACCAGUUUGACCCGUUUGGUGGCAGUGGUCACAGAAACAGUGGAGGAAGUGGAGGAGAUAUGUUUGGAAAUCCGGGAGCUUUCGGCCACAGCGGGAGCUCAGAGAGUCUUCUGAAGCCGGCGCCUUCUUCGUCCUCACAGCACACCGGUGGCUCCUCGCUGCUCAGCCCAAACAUCGGAGGAAACAAUUUCCACUCGAGUGCCCCCAAUGUUUCCUCCCUAAGCGGUGGGAAUGGAGCCUUUUUUACCCCGACACUCUCCAAUAUCCCUCAAUCUCCGACCGCCAGUUCUCACGGCGGCAGAAGAUCAAUGUCGGCGCAGCAGGGUAACUCGGGGAUGACCCACGGUUUCUCUUCUGGUGGUAGAACUUCACCAUUUGGUGGCGGCCUGAAUCUCGUGUCGGGGAGUUCGGUUCUCGGACAUCACUCCCAGUCAACGGAACAUCUCCAGCAACAAAUGGGUGGACGCGGAGGAGGUGGAAUGCGGGGCAGUAAUCGGGGCGACCCGUUUGCCGAUCUGGGCAACGUAAAGGUGGGAGGGGGGCAGAGUCCAACCAAAUCGCCCUCAAAGCCACAUACAGCUCCUCUAGCCACGACCGGCAGACCUGGGUACCAGUACUACAACCAGAAACAGACAGCGGCGACGACGGCUCAGACGAGAGCAGCUGGCCAGACGAGCAAGAAACCAGGUGGAAGAGGCUCGGUGCAGUCAGGAGGGAAGACGUCCUACCAACCAAACUACUCCAGUAGUGUUCUGGGAGAUCGCAGAGAGAAGGGACCUCGCCCAAAGAUGGGUGUGCGUCAGCCCCUCAAGAAGGAUGAUUUCAGUGAUCUCCUGAGUUCUCAGGGAUUCAGCAAGCCAGCCCCGGGACCGAGGACUCUCAAAGACAUGAGGAAAGAGAGCGACAUUGAAGGUUCCAUUGACCCCGACAGAGCCAGGGUAAGGGACUGGGCGGAAGGGAAAGAGAGGAACAUCAGGGCACUCUUGAGCUCCCUCCACACCAUACUGUGGGAGGGAGAGCCUCGCUGGAGUGAGUGUGGCAUGCAACAACUGAUCCAGCCCGACCAGGUCAGGAAGAUGUUCCGCAAGGCCUGCCUCUCUGUCCACCCCGACAAGGCCCAAGACACAGAACAUGAGACACUGGCUCGUGCCAUUUUCGAUGAACUCAACGAUGCCUAUGCCAGAUUCGAAGAGAGUGGAGCCCAGCCAUUGUACUAGUGCAUCUCGCAAUCUCUGGCCACCCGAUUAUUUGUAGUCCUGAUCGUAUAUUAUACACUAUUAUGAUUAACUGUAAUCUUUUAUCACAUUGUUUUCAUGUGACACGAUACUUUGGUGGUGUGUGGCAGCAAGACAUUGACGGUUCUAAAUGGUAGGGAGGGGGUAUAUAUAUAUAGUACGUAAUGGGAGAAUGUGGGGACCAGGUCAUCCCUGUUAGUUGCAGCUAAAAUCAGUGUUGAUUCUCAAACAUAC